AUGCCACCACCUCCACCGCCACCACAGCUACAAAUGUUUCCUAAGAUGGUGAGAGAAUUUGAGAUGGGUAGCAACCCACCCUAUGCUAGCAUAUCUGCGAUGUGGAGGUCUCUUGGCAAAAAGAAACCCCAGGACGCUUCUGCAAUCAAGGGCAAGGUGGUGCCUUUGUCAGCUAGAAAUGCCAAGGCCAGCAUGGCUAAGGAAGGAUCUAGAACAAUCUUUGGUGGCCAACACCAUUCGAGCCAAACCCUGGCGAGCGUUGAAUUUGUUAAAGACAUGAUGGAACAAAUCAGUCCCGACUGCUCCUAUGAAUACGUGCUAGGCAAGGAAUUCCUACCUGAUUUUGCCCUAGAAUGCAACAAGAGAUUGUAA
This is a messenger RNA of Miscanthus lutarioriparius, 372 nucleotides long. NCBI's taxonomy places the organism in Eukaryota, Viridiplantae, Streptophyta, Magnoliopsida, Poales, Poaceae. The record is from the annotation of a GenBank genome assembly.